AUGGCAUCGCGAGAAGGACGCAUAUACGUUGGCAAUUUGCCGAUAAAUAUUCGUGCCAAGGAUGUGGAAGAUAUUUUUUCGAAAUAUGGCAAAGUGUUAUAUGUGGACUUGAAGGAUCGUCGUCCCCCAUAUUUUGCCUUCGUGGAGUUCGAAGAUCCGAGGGAUGCGGAUGAUGCGGUUCGCGGGCGAGACGGAUACGACUAUGAUGGGUAUCGGCUGCGAGUGGAAUUCCCACGUGGUACCGGGCCUCGAGGACCCGGCGGACGCCCGUACGAUGCGGGUCGUAGCUUUGCUUCGCCACGAAGUAGUUUAGGUGGAGGGAGCAAUUCUGGUGGCGGUCGACGCACGAACUUUCGUGUCAUUGUUUCGGGUCUUCCAGCCUCAGGUACAAACAUGUCAUCAUCCUAUGGGGAUGUUUUGGAUACAGACCAGCGUGCAGCAUCAUCCCAGGAAGCGUGA
This is a messenger RNA of Gongylonema pulchrum, 459 nucleotides long. Lineage: Eukaryota; Metazoa; Nematoda; Chromadorea; Rhabditida; Gongylonematidae. The record is from the annotation of a GenBank genome assembly.